Ooceraea biroi (clonal raider ant) is the source of this 1773-nucleotide messenger RNA. RefSeq lists its product as uncharacterized. Gene Ontology annotation, molecular function: olfactory receptor activity; odorant binding. Gene Ontology annotation, cellular component: plasma membrane. The record is from RefSeq and is a predicted model, not a curated record. Gene Ontology annotation, biological process: sensory perception of smell; detection of chemical stimulus involved in sensory perception of smell. NCBI's taxonomy places the organism in Eukaryota, Metazoa, Arthropoda, Insecta, Hymenoptera, Formicidae.
GGACAGUAGAAUUUUGAUAAAAAAGAAAAAAGUCAGUAUUUGUCGGAAGAUUAGUCGUUUUUCUGGCAAAGCUGCUCUGUUCGUCGCGCAGAAUGGUAUUUGUUGGCGAACGCUGUUAUAAGAUUCAUCGAAUUAUGUUUAUGGCUAUGGGAUUAUGGCCGUAUCAGAGACCAUUUAUCUGGCGAAUACAAGCAGUUUUCUUCUCCAUUGCAUACUGUUGCGCUUUAUUUUGUCAGUUUACAGCGUUUCUAACGACAACGUGUAACACGGAUUGUAUUCUAAAAAGAUUUUCUUAUAUCUGCAUAGGUUGUGUUUAUGCUAUGAAUUACUAUUCUUUCUAUUUCAAUUCUGAAUCUAUAAAGCAAAUGUUGGAACAUAUACAGUUGGAUUGGAAAAUGUUUGAAAAUAGUGACGCAAUUAAAAUAUUUGAAGAAUAUCUCUUCGUAUCUUAUGUUUUCAUAAUAUUUGGGUGUAUAGUUGUUUGUAUAGGUGUAUUUGGAUUUGCGGCUAUUGAAUGUCGACCAGUCAUUCUUGAUGUUAUCAUACCGAUAAAUGAAUCCCGGCCGCGUAAAGUUGAAGUUGAUAUGGAAAUUUUUGUCGAUAAAGAGCAAUAUUUCUUUUUGUAUAUUAUGGAAGAGGUGGUAUCAUUAGGGAUUGGGUUGUUCUCGGUAAUUACGACUGGGACAUUCUUGGCUACGAUAGCAGAACACUGUUGUGCAACAUAUAAAAUUGCAAGUUGUUUAAUAGAAAGUACGGUGACCAUCCAUACGCUGGCAAUUCCUGUUGACCAAAAGAUACAAUUUAUGCAUCGGAGUAUUUGUCUUUCAGUUUACAUUCAUAGAAGAACUAUGGAGUUCGUCAAACGCAUGUUACUUGCAUUUGAUUUGUGGUAUUUUCCGUUAUUUUUAAUUGGUGUACUCUCUUUAAGUUGCCUUCUCUUUCGUCUAUACAAUGCUAUAAUAGAUACUAAUGAUUGGUAUGAUAUCUUGGUGUGCUGUGUGCUUGUGUAUGCUUAUUUAAUAUAUAUGUUUGUGGGAAAUUUUCUUGCACAAUCUUAUACUGAACACAGUGCAGAACUACUAGAAUCUACGUAUAAUUGUCUUUGGUAUAUAGCGCCAUUACCGAUCCAAAAAUUGUUCUUACUUAUUCAAAAAGCUACAAAAAGUCAUAAGGUAGUGAUGGGUGGUCUUUUUACCUUAUCCGUCGAAGGAUUUUCUACGGUAAAUGUUAAGAUUAGGAGCGACUUCAUCGAUUUAGGCCGAUUUGCCAAGAGUGUGAAUCAUGCUGUUCUGCUCACACCAAUAACUAUAGGGUGUGCAAGAAAGCAUGAUUAAAGCACGUGGUUCACGUCAUGUGGGAACUCGGCCUUAUUUUGUUAAUAACUUCUUAGUAAACAAGAAACGACGGCAGGAACUGUUCGCAAAUUAGUCAGAUGUUCUUGACAAUAUGUAUCAAGAUCAUUGAAAUCGCCAAAAAUAAUUGAAACGCUUAUAACUUCGGCUGUAUCAUAUUUUACUGUUAUACACGCUAUGUAUUUGUGAUCAUGCAAUGAUGACGAAAUAUCGAAGUAGAUGUAACUGUUGUGUGUAAGCUUAUUUGUCUACAAAUAAUUGUUCGUACAUACAAAGAUAAGUGAUAAAAAAUUUUCUGGGUAGCUAUCUGUGUUAUAUGUCAUAAAUAUGUGUUAUUUGUAUACAUCAUCUAUUUUGGCCACCAGAUAUAUUGUUAUAUUUGAUAGAAUAAAUAUUAUAUUAAUAUUCCUGCUUUAUGAAA